Fulvia fulva is the source of this 498-nucleotide messenger RNA. RefSeq lists its product as uncharacterized. The coding region runs from base 1 to 498 and encodes 165 amino acids. The transcript has a single exon. NCBI's taxonomy places the organism in Eukaryota, Fungi, Ascomycota, Dothideomycetes, Mycosphaerellales, Mycosphaerellaceae. The record is from RefSeq and is a predicted model, not a curated record.
AUGACUACCACCUCCCCCUUCCCAGAGACUCCAGUCCUCACUGAAUCUUCCAUACAGGUCGACGGGAAUGCCCAGGACCCGAGGUCGCUUGUUCAGCACUUCUUCGGCGACAAUGUCAUCACCAACAAUGAUGAUGUCGCCAACGACGACGUUGACUGGACCACCCUUCAACAAAUGUGUGAUACCAUUACAGAUUCGGAGGACCAGCCCCUAUCAUCACCUCAUGAUUCAACCCUCGAAGACGAGCAUGCUCAAGCGGCACUACGUGACACCGCUCCAUCGACAUCAACGCCAGUUGAGAACGAAGCUAGCGGCACGGAUAAGGUCGAGCCGACGCAGGAGUUCACCGACGGGGAGUUCGAGCUUCCCAAGCGAGAGCUGAGAUCGCAGUGGGGGGAGAAGCGGACAUUUCCCACUACCUGGAUCGACAACGACGAGACUGGGAUUAUGACCCCGAGGAGGAGAAGCGACAGGAAAGACAGAAACGGGCCAAAUUGA